This is a messenger RNA of Malania oleifera, 3001 nucleotides long. RefSeq names its product amine oxidase [copper-containing] zeta, peroxisomal-like. Gene Ontology annotation, biological process: amine metabolic process. The record is from RefSeq and is a predicted model, not a curated record. Lineage: Eukaryota; Viridiplantae; Streptophyta; Magnoliopsida; Santalales; Ximeniaceae. The transcript has 12 exons. Bases 359 to 2734 code for a protein of 791 amino acids. Gene Ontology annotation, molecular function: copper ion binding; quinone binding; primary methylamine oxidase activity.
AAAACGCUGUCCUAAAUUUCAAUCAGCAGUGUUCCAUCUCAGACAAGCACGCGCUCAUAUCGCCCCCCUCCCUACUCCUGUCCUCUCCUCCUUUAUUGCUAAACCCCAUGUCCGGUCUUCCAUUAUAUUAUAUUAUAUUAUAUUAUAUUACUUAACCAUAUCCACAUAUAACCCCAUCGCACGGCGCAAAUUGCAGACUCCCCAACUUCGCCCCCCGCACUGCAAACUUCUACGGACGCAGAGCGGUUGGGGCGCGGAAGCAAGGCGGAGGUCUGAUUCUCUUUGCUAGUGAGAGUUGCUGUAUGUCAGUGGACUGCUACAGCGACAACUCCCACGGCGAGCUUGCGAACCCUUUGCGAUGGCCACAGUUACGGAUAAAGCGACGUCUUGCUGCAACAUUUCCACUCCCAAAAUGCCUCUCCCUCCGCCGCCUCCGCCCCCGUCGACCACGUCCACUCCGCCGCCUCUGCUGCGCAAGCCCACCGCCAUAUUUGACGAUUGGGGCGACGUCACCGCCUCCGACUCGUCCGGGAAUCAGAUUCCCAAGAGAUCGGCGGCCGUGGCGGCCAUGAUCCACCCCGUCGAGACCCUCCCCCCACCGGCUUCAAAUACCACCAAAGGGAUCCCAAUUAUGUCAAAGGCUCAAACGAGCCAUCCUUUGGACCCUUUAUCUGCAGCUGAAAUUUCUGUGGCAGUGGCAACUGUGAGGGCAGCUGGAGCAACUCCUGAGCUGAGGGAUAGCAUGCGGUUUGUUGAGGUGGUUCUGUUGGAACCGGAGAAACAUGUCAUUGCAUUGGCAGAUGCAUAUUUCUUCCCUCCAUUCCAGCCAUCUUUACUUCCUAGGCUGAAAGGUGGGCCAGUAAUUCCUAGUAAACUCCCUCCAAGGAAAGCUAGAGUUGUUGUCUAUAACAAAAGGUCAAAUGAGACAAGCAUAUGGAUUGUUGAACUAUCAGAAGUUCAUGCUGCAACUCGAGGUGGACAUCACAGGGGCAAAGCCAUUUCUUCGAAAGUUGUUCCUGAUGUUCAACCUCCAAUGGAUGCUGUGGAAUAUGCGGAAUGCGAAGCUGCCGUGAAGGACUUUCCUCCAUUUCAGGAGGCAAUGAAGAAGAGAGGAAUUGAGGAUAUGGACCUAGUGAUGGUAGAUCCAUGGUGUGCAGGUUAUCACAGUGAAGCUGAUGCUCCUAGUCGCAGGCUUGCUAAACCCCUUAUCUUCUGUAGAACUGAGAGUGACUGCCCAAUGGAAAAUGGUUAUGCUCGCCCAGUUGAAGGGAUUUACAUAGUUGUUGAUAUGCAAAAUAUGGUGGUGGUCGAGUUUGAAGACCGUAAACUUGUACCUCUUCCACCAGCAGAUCCAUUGAGAAACUACUCUCCUGGUGAAACACGAGCAGGUGUGGACAGAAGUGAUGUGAAGCCUCUACAUAUCAUUCAGCCAGAAGGUCCAAGUUUUCGUGUCAGUGGGCACUAUGUUGAAUGGCAGAAGUGGAAUUUUCGUAUUGGUUUCACUCCUAGAGAGGGUUUGGUUAUCUAUUCUGUUGCAUAUGUUGAUGGUAGUCGAGGUCGGAGAUCUGUUGCCCAUAGGUUGAGUUUUGUUGAGAUGGUGGUGCCCUAUGGAGAUCCAAAUGAUCCACAUUACCGGAAGAAUGCAUUUGAUGCAGGGGAAGAUGGGCUGGGUAAAAAUGCACACUCUCUUAAGAAGGGUUGUGACUGUUUAGGCUAUAUAAAAUACUUUGAUGCCCAUUUUACAAAUUUUACUGGAGGAGUUGAAACGAUUGAAAAUUGUGUCUGUUUGCAUGAAGAGGAUCAUGGAAUCUUAUGGAAGCAUCAAGAUUGGAGAACAGGUUUAGCAGAAGUUAGGCGGUCUAGACGGCUAACAGUUUCAUUUGUAUGUACUGUGGCUAAUUAUGAGUAUGGAUUCUAUUGGCAUUUUUAUCAGGAUGGUAAAAUUGAAGCUGAGGUUAAGCUGACAGGUAUACUUAGUUUAGGGGCAUUGCAACCGGGUGAAGUCCGAAAAUAUGGCACAACUAUUGCUCCAGGAUUAUAUGCACCAGUCCAUCAACACUUUUUUGUUGCUCGUAUGGAUAUGUCAGUUGACUGUCGACCUGGAGAAGCAUUCAAUCAGGUUGUUGAGGUGAAUGUCAAGGUUGAAGGACCUGGAAAGAGUAAUGUUCACAAUAAUGCAUUCUAUGCUGAAGAGAAACUGCUCAAAUCAGAAAUGCAGGCAAUUCGUGAUUGUAAUCCUUCAUCUGCCCGCCAUUGGAUUGUUAGAAACACAAGAACUGUCAACAGGACAGGGCAGUUAACGGGUUACAAGUUAGUACCUGGAUCAAAUUGUUUACCGCUGGCUGGUUCUGAGGCAAAGUUUUUGAGAAGGGCUGCUUUCCUAAAGCACAAUCUUUGGGUUACACCUUAUGCACGUGAUGAGAUGUAUUCUGGAGGAGAGUUUCCAAAUCAAAAUCCCCGUGCUGGGGAGGGAUUGGCGACUUGGGUUAAGCAGAAUCGUUCUCUGGAAGAAACUGAUAUAGUGCUCUGGUACGUAUUUGGAGUGACACACAUUCCUCGACUAGAAGACUGGCCUGUGAUGCCUGUUGAACGCAUUGGGUUUAUGCUCAUGCCUCAUGGGUUUUUCAACUGCUCACCGGCCAUUGAUGUCCCUCCUAGUGCAAGCGAUAUGGAUCUUAAGGACAAUGGUGUGGCUGCAAAGCCUGUGCAGAAUGGGCUCCUUGCCAAGAUUUGAAGGAAAGCUGUCAAGUAGUCUAGUUGGUGGUUCAUGGUUGUGGUUGGGUAAUAGAAUGUCUCAAGCAGUUUUAGAGAUCAGUGCCUAACCUUCAUGGCUUAGCAUCUGAUUAAAUUGUAUUUGUGUUACGGUGUCCACGCCUGUUUUCAACACUAAUAAAGUUUCCUACUUUUGAGUUCCAAAAUUUAUUGGUUGAAUCUUUUAAAAGACCAUUGCUACACCCUUUUAUUAAUUGAUGGAAUAAAUCUGAUCCUUUUACUGGUGAAA